UACGUCGGGCUCUGACUCGCCUCACCUUGCGAUGUUCAAUCGUCGCGCCUUGUUCUGCGAGAAGCGCACACAACCAGCUGCGCCAUGAAGGAAGCCAAAAUGCUCGAUGGGUACUCUGGGUACUCGCCUGGCGAUGGGUUUCGACAAGUGGAGCUUCUGGCGCCUCUCGUGGAAGAAGCGGCAUCGUCCAACACCGAGCUAUGGCUCGUGCAACUCCCUGUGAACGAAUUAGGUCCCAAGGACUUGAUGGACAAACAAUGGGUCAUACAACCUCCUGAUUCGGAUGGCAAAAUUGGGCACUUCUACAGCAUUCGAGGAGAUAUAUGUAACGUGGUGACGGAGAAUGUGGAUAGGAAGAAGUUAUAUGCAAUAAUGCCAGGCUCUUCUCAGCAUUCUGUGCGUAGAAUUACAUCUAAAGUAUGUUUUAGACGACAGCUUGAGAUACAGAAAGAGACUUCACUUGGUGGCCGUAGCAUAAGAUCUGGCAUAACAUCAGGGGAAAAAUCUAGAGGAGAUUCAACGAGAUCGGUUCAGAAACGGGCUCUUACAGACGAGAAGCAAACAAGUGGUGUGACGGAGGGAUCCGUUGGAAACUCUGAGGUCAAGAAGGAGAGCAAGAAGAAAAAGAAAAAAACCGACCUUUCUGCGACAGAAGGAUCUAUAGGGAAUUCCGAGAUUGAGAAAGAUAGCAAGAAGAAAAAGAAAAAAGAGAAGAGAUCGAAAUCUAGCUGAAAACAUAGAAAGAGCGUUGCAACUAUACGCAACUCUGAUUCUGCAGAUGAAGUUGCUUGCUCCCAGAAUUCCUGCCCGGAUGAAUUGGCCGUUUACGGCCCUGUCUGUCCGAGAUAUUUUUGACUUUUCCUCCACCAACUGGUCAGGAGCCCAUGGCAACUUAGUUGUGCACCUUGUAAAGAUCCCAAUGCCACACAUGCCAUGGGAUGCAACAGAGUUUUGCAGGGAAGUAGUCAAGAAAAAGAAAAAAGAAAACAUUUCUUAAUAUACUUGAUCAUGUGGCAUGAUCGCCUGGAUCAAGGCUUGCAACACCGAGAAGCAGUUUGAAGUAGCAGGAGCCAGAUGACGUAUGGUGGUACUAUGUUAUUAAUGUGUGGGAAAACGUGCACGUUCUAUUUUUUCUUUCAGAACACUUGCCAUGUU
This is a messenger RNA of Physcomitrium patens, 1155 nucleotides long. RefSeq lists its product as uncharacterized. The record is from RefSeq and is a predicted model, not a curated record. Lineage: Eukaryota; Viridiplantae; Streptophyta; Bryopsida; Funariales; Funariaceae.